Molecule: messenger RNA, 966 nt
Organism: Microsporum canis CBS 113480
Lineage: Eukaryota; Fungi; Ascomycota; Eurotiomycetes; Onygenales; Arthrodermataceae
Exons: 2
Coding region: 1-966 (321 amino acids)
Biological process (GO): fungal-type cell wall organization
Cellular component (GO): cell cortex of cell tip; plasma membrane
Source: RefSeq, a predicted model, not a curated record
AUGCCGCCGCCCAUCCUUUCAAAGCUAUGGCCUGAUGCUCCCGAGUCGAACGAGAAGCCUCCUAGCCAGAGCUUUGUAGGCCGACGGCCGGCAAUACCGCACCGCAUCCUUCACUCGCUCAUAUAUUUGCCUGCUUUCGUUAUGCUCCUUCUCGUGCAGAUAGGCAAUUUAUCAGAUAGGCCGGUGCUCCGAGACAUCUACUUCCUAAAGAUCGACCUUUCCAAUAUCAUUCCGUUGACCGUUCCGAAUGCUGUCUUGAUCAACAGUAUUGCCCGGACGAUUGGGCUGCAUGAUUUCUACCAGGUUGGGCUAUGGGGCUUCUGCGAAGGGUACGGAGACGGUUCUGGGAUCACCCGUUGCUCUAAACCAAAGUCGACGUACGCCUUCAACCCAGUCAACAUCAUUACCGGCGAGCUGCUUGCUGGCGCUACAAGUUGGUUCCCCCGUGUAAUCCUCCUCCAUUCAGAGCUAUUCUUACUGACCCUCCCCCGAAAUUUAACAGUCGUCCUGCCUAGUGGAAUCACUCGUGCCUUGAACAUCGCCCGUGUUGCUUCCAACUGGAUGUUUGGCUUCUUUAUAACUGCGACAAUCCUCUCAUUCCUCUGCAUGAUCCUUACUCCAUUCUCGAUUCCCUCUUCAGCGGCUAUUCUUUCGGCACCUAACUAUUCCUCAUAUUAUCGAGCAAAGAGAAGAGCCACGCCGAAUAGGACGGCAAUUCCCAUCACCAUAAUCGCAUUCGGCGCCUGGUUCACUGCAUCAGCCGGAUCAGCUGUCGCCACUGUGAUGUUUGUCAUCUUCCAGACUGUCUUUGAGAAUAAUGCUGCAGACCUCAACAUCCACGCCGAGCUGGGAAUUGCGAUGAUGGCGUGCAUGUGGAUCCCUGUUGCGCUUUUGACGAUCGGAUUCCUCCUGCAACUCCGCAAGUUGACUGGAAAGGCCCACAGAAGGUCCCAACUCACCAGCUAA